AUGAGGGACCCUCCAAAGCGCCGCCUUGCCAGCUGCAUAUGGCGACCUCUGGUGGCUGUAGCUGUUGCUGGCGCUCUCUGUGCUGCUGCUGCUGAGCAGCAGCAGCAGCAGCAGCAGCAGCAGCAGCAGCAGCACGUGGCAGCAGGCCUCGUGCCAGCAGCAGGAAGAGCCCUGCAGCUCCCGCUGCUGCAGUCUGUCUUUGGCAGCAGCAAAUCUCCUCUGGGCUUUAUUUCCGAAGCAAUUCAAAAAGCCCCCACGCCGAAGACAGAAGACCCCACAGGGAUUAUCAGCGGCUUCUCAGCAGACGACUCCCUGCAGCAGCAGCAGCAGCAGCAGCAGCAGCAGCAGGAGCAGCAGCAGCAGCCGCAGCAGCAGGAGCAGCAGGCAGAGCAGCUGAACCCGCAGCAGCAGCAGCUCCUGGAGCACCUGCUGCUGCGGCCUGCUGCAGCGCUGCAGCCAGCAGCAACAACGCCUGUUGCAGCAGCAGCUGCUGCAGCAGGGCCCACUGCAGCAGCACCACUCAUCGGAGCGAAAGCAGCAGCAGCUCCAAAUGCAGCAGCAACACUUUUCUUCGGAGCUCCGCUGCUGCCGCUACAGCAGGUAGAUCCAAAGCAGCAGCAGCAGCAGCAGCAGCAGAAGCUGCCGCAGCUGCAGCAACUGCCUUUUCAGCAGCAGCAGGUGCUGCCGCCGCAGCAAGAGCACUCACAACUACAGCAGCAGCAGCAGCAGCAGCAACAGCAGCCACAGCAGAUGCUAGAGGAGCCCCAGCAGCAGCAGCAGCCCCAGCAGCAGGAAGAGCCACAGCAGCAGCUGCCAAUCGCGCAGCAGCAGUGGCUACAGCAGCAGCUGCAGCAGGAACAGUCCCAGCCGCUGCUUCCUGAGCAGCUGCAACCACAGCAGCAGCAGUUGCAGCAGGAGCACCCGCAGCAGCAGCAGCAGCCGCAGCAGCAGCAGCAGCCGGAGCAGCAGCAGCAGCAAAUCGGACAGCCUGAGGCACCGGAAAUUAUAGCUGGAGACGCUGCAGCAGUACAAGGCAGCGCUGUGCCGAACUCGGAAGCAGCAGCUACUGCUGCUGCUGCUGCUGCAGCUGCAGCUGCAGCAGAAGCAGCAGCAGCACCACUGCCACCUUACGGACCGCCGCAGCCACAGGAAGUGCAGCAGCAGCAGCAGCAGCCUCUGCAAGAAGAGCCGCAGCAGCCGCAGCAGCAACAGAUGGCCUCGCAGCAGCAAGACCUGCUGCAGCCUUUCCCUGAGAUACCCUUGGAGCAGCUGCAGUCAGAGUACCAGCAGCAGCAGCCGCAGCAGCAGCAGCAGCAGCAAGAAGCACAGCAGCCCCUCCAGCAGAUGCCGCAGCAGCUUCCACCGCAGUCAGAGUACCAGCAGCAGCAGCCGCAGCAGCAGCAGCAGCAGCAAGAAGCACAGCAGCCCCUCCAGCAGAUGCCGCAGCAGCUUCCACCGCAGGUGCAGCAGCUGCCGCUACAGCAGCCGAUGCAGCAGCAGCAGCAACAGCAGCAGCUGCCGCAGCUGCAGCAGCCCCCACAACCGUUGGAACAGCCGCAGCAGCAGCCGCAGCUGGAAUUGGGACAGCCAUUGCUGCAGCAGCAACCGCUGCAGCAGCAGCCGCUGCAGCAGACACUGCAGCAGGAAGGGACUCUACUGCAGCAACUGCCGCAGCAAGAGGCCCCUGCACUACUUCCAGUAGCGCAGCAAACGCUGCAACAAGUGCAGCAAGAGCAGCAGCCACUGCAGCAAAUACAGCAGCAGCAGCAGGAGGUCUUGCCAUCAUUGCAGCCAUCCCCACAGCAGCAGCCUUUACAGCAGCAGCCACUGCAGCAGCAGCCACUGCAGCAGCAGCCACUGCAGCAGCAGCCACUGCAGCAGCAGCAGCCACUGCAGCAGGAGAUCCUCCAACCACCGCCGCCGAUGCAGCAGCCGCUGCAGCAGGAGACCCUCCAGCAGCCACCGCUGCUGAUGCAGCAGCCGCUGCAGCAGCAGCCACUGCAGGAGCAACUACUGCACCAGCAGCAAUUGCAGCAGCAGCCGCUGCAGCAAGAGUUUCCCCUGCAGCAGCAAGCGGUCCAGCAGCAGCCGCUGCAGCAAGAAUUUCCCCUGCAGCAGCAACCGGUGCAGCAGCAGCCGCUGCAGCAAGAAUUUCCCCUGCAGCAGCAGCAGCUGCAGCAGCAGCCGCUGCAGCAAGAAUUUCCCCUGCAGCAGCAGCAGCUGCAGCAGCAGCUGCUGGAGCCACAGCCAGGCUACCAACGGCAAGACGCGUUGCCGCCGAAGCCUUGGGAGCAGCAACCCCUAGAGCAGCUGGCGCUGCAGCAGCAGCAGCUGCAGCAGCAGCCGCUGCAGCAGCAGCCACUGCAGCAGCCGUUGCAGCAGCAGCCGCUGCAGCAGCAGCCGUUGCAGCAGCAGCCGAGCUACCAGACGGAAGAGCAGCUCCAGCAGCAGCUGCAGCAACUGCAGGAGCAGCAGCAGCUGCUUUUGCAGCAGCUGCAGCAGCAGCAGGCUCACCAGCUGCAGCCGGAGCAGCCGCUUGGCUUGGAGCAGCAGCCCGGAUGGUCGCAGCAGCAGCAGCAGCUGCUGCCGCUGCAGCAGCAGCAGCUGCUGCCGCUGCAGCAGCAGGAAGCCAAAAGCACGGAGAGUUUUGCUGCAGAGGCCCCUGAGCUGCUGUCUUCUUACCUUGAGGGGGCCCCCCUAAAGCAUGUGCCUUUGCAUGCGCCUGGGGCUGUGCCGCCGCUGCAGCAGCAGCAGCAGCAGCAGCAGCAGCAGGGGCUGCUGCAGCCGGACGCGCUCUCUGCUGCGGCGGAGUGGCAUUCCCAGCAGCAGCAGCAGCAGCAGCAGCAGCAGCAGCAGGCCGGCUGGUCCCCGCACGACCUGCAGCAGCAGCUGGUGCAGCAGCACCUGCAGCGGAUCGGCGAGGACCUGCAGCCGCCGGUGUCGCCGCCGCUGCCGCCUGCUGCAGAAGCAGCAGCAGCAGACGCAGCAGCAGCAGCAGCAGCGAACGCAGCAGCAGCAAACGCAGCAGCAGCAGCAGGGGGCCCCGCUGGCCUGUUGCGGGGGCCCCUCGCGGCCAUAGAAAACACAGUCAACCAACUGGGGCCCCUCGUGGGCCUCCCGGGCCUUUCUACAGGGGCCCCCGAAGCAGCGACGCGCAGCACAGAGUCCGUGGGGGCCCUCCUGGGGGCCCCCCUGGGGGCCCCCCUGGGGGCCCCCCUGGGGGCCCUGGGGGGCCCCCUGGGGGGCCCCCUGGGGGCCCCCCUUGCAGGACUUGCUGCGGGGGAACUGCUGUCGCCACCAAACCUUAUUAAUGGGGCCUCCAACUUCGCCGCAGCCACCGGCAAAAUCGCAGACGCGGGAAAUAGUUUUAUGAAUUCUUUGCCGAUGGAACAAAUGAUAGAAGCAGCAAAACACGUGCAGCAGGAGGGGAUUAAGGCGCAGAUGGGAGUGGAUCUAGAAGACCCCAGUGCGCGCAAACCCUAA
Eimeria necatrix is the source of this 3483-nucleotide messenger RNA. RefSeq lists its product as hypothetical. Lineage: Eukaryota; Apicomplexa; Conoidasida; Eucoccidiorida; Eimeriidae. The record is from RefSeq and is a predicted model, not a curated record. The transcript is spliced from 3 exons. The coding region runs from base 1 to 3483 and encodes 1160 amino acids.